Aureobasidium namibiae CBS 147.97 is the source of this 1215-nucleotide messenger RNA. Its product is annotated as DUF1776-domain-containing protein. The transcript has 2 exons. The record is from RefSeq and is a predicted model, not a curated record. The coding region runs from base 1 to 1215 and encodes 404 amino acids. NCBI's taxonomy places the organism in Eukaryota, Fungi, Ascomycota, Dothideomycetes, Dothideales, Saccotheciaceae.
AUGACUGACGCCCAGUGGUUCAUCGACUCGGCACGAAAACAGUACAAUGAACUUGCUGGCGGUGUAGAGAGACAUUUCGAAAGUGUCGCGACGCAGCUAAGAGACUGGCUACCUGAGGGCUUCCAACCACCUCGUCCGCCGCCACCACCACCUCGUACCUUUACGCCUGCCACGUAUUGGAAUCACGUCAACAGAUGGGUAUCGCGCAACACCGCUCUUAGUGCUGGCAUCUUUGCUUUCGUCGGCACAGGUGCUGUCCUGGUUUUCAUACAGAGAUCGACACAUGUGAAAAAGAGAAGAGCCAGGAAAUCAAAUAAUGGUGCAAGAACAGAAGCCGUCGUUCUUGCUGGCUCACCAACAUCACCCUUGACCACUGCCAUCGCUAUGGAUUUAGAGCGUCGAGGUUUCAUCGUUUACGUCAUCACUAGCACCAAGGAAGACGAAGAACACCUCCGCAAGCAGUCGCGGGCAGAUGUGCUCCCCUUCGACCUUGACCUCAUUCACCCUGACAAAGCUGAGGGUCAGAUGCAACGCUUCCACCAUUUCUUGUCCCGCCAUCACCAUGCUUUCGAUGGAGCUUCUGCUCAUCGUCUGACAUUAGCAGGCGUGAUUCUCGUUCCUGACUUCUCAACAGUAACCGUGGGCUCUAUUGCUCAGCUCUCACCAGAGGCUUGGGCGACUGCCCUGAAUGCCAAAGUUCUGCACACCAUUACCGUCGCAAGACAUAUGCUCCCUCUGGUGACAGAAUUCAAGAGCAGGAUACUCCUCCUCACUCCAAAUGUCGUCUCGUCCUUACGACCACCUUACCGUGCAAUCGAAAGCACCGUAUCAUCUGCUCUCGGGGCGUUUGCUGCUUCUUUGUCGUCAGAGCUCAGCCUGCAAGGACUACACGCCUGUCACUUCAAGCUUGGAAAUAUCGAGAUUGCGGGAAGCAAACAGAAAAGAGAUGAGAUCAAGAGAGCCAGAAGCAUGCCGGGCACUUCGAUACGCAAACUCCACGAGGCAAUAUUCGAUGCGUUGCACAGCAGCAACCCCAGUCGUACGUGGCACGUUGGCAGGGGUAGCUUGAUCUACGACCUGAUCGGAUCGUGGAUGCCAAGUGGAGUUGUAAGUUGGACGAUGGGAUUGCAGCACGCACCCAGAAACGAGGAUCAGCAGACUCCUGAAUCCGAGGACUCUUCGAGCGACCGAUCGAUUACAUGGGAGAAAGUCUGA